GAAAACGAAACUUACUACGGGGCGAGGGUUGAACCGAAAGUCGGCUCAGACGUUACGGAGACAUGGGAGCAGAGUUUAGGUGAAAGCGGAAAAAAAAAAAUAUGUAAUCGUCUUAUUAUUAUUUUCUUUUUUAAUGCAAUUUGAGUCGACAUCGCUGUUACUGUUGGGGUAAUUUUAUAAUGGAAAACUACGUAGCCAAACUAAACGAGUAUGCGCAGAAAAGACGCUCGUUGCUGACAUUUGAGGAGGUCGGAUCUGUUGGCCCUGACCACAUUAAAACAUUUACCCUACGAGCGGUCGUGAACGGUAAGACGUAUCCUGAUGGCGUGGGGAAAAACAAGAAGGAAGCCAGACAGAAAGCAGCUGAAAAUGCCCUGAGAAGCUUAUUGGAGGACCGAAUAGAUUCUACAGAAAAUGCAGCAGAAAGUUCUCCUGCACCGGUUCAUCAGACAGGCAUCAUUCAAACCAACUAUAUAUGCUGGCUCAAUGAAUAUGGUCAGAGGAACAGGGUGACUAUAAGAGCUGUUGAGUCAACAAAACUGGGACCAAAUAAUGUUACUAUAUGCUGCAGCUUUGUGGUUGGUGAUAAGGAGUAUCCGACUGCCACUGGGAAAACAAAGAGAGAAGCUAAGGAAGAGGCAGCCAAGCUUGUAUAUCAUGAGAUAUGUGGGAGUAAGACUACAGAGACUGUAGAGGAGAAAAACAUCCUAUCAAGUCAACCAGAGAAGGAACUGACUCUAAAUGUGUCAAUCAUCUGUGAUAAGACAAAGAGUUUGAGUGUAACUAAAGUGGACGAAGGUUUUACGGAGACAAAUUUCUGUGGAAUCAUUAACAACUACUGUCAGAAAAGAAAGCUCUUGCAUGAUUACGUCUUAGAGAAAAGAUGCGGUCCACCACAUAACCCUCAGUUUUUCUACAAAUUAGUGAUCGACAAUAAGGAAUACUCUGUGGGAGAGGGCAAGAAUGCCAAGGAUGCCAAACAGAAAGCAGCUCAGCUGGCCUGUGCUGCACUUAAAGAAGAAAGGUCAGACUGGGACAGUAAGCUGUCAGGGUCAGGAGUGUCCGAUGAUAGUGCGGCCAGGCUGUCCACACCACCAAGCACACUGGAGUCCGGUGACACAAAAUCAAAAAGCAUGCCAACGACUUCAAAUGACUCAGUUGUUUUCACCAACUCAUCGAAUCCUCCCAAAGAUCAGGUUCAAAGUCCUGAUGUGAAGCCCAGAAUAAGAAUUGCAGCAAAUUUCCAAAAUGCCCUCAGAAACAAGGACGACAAAAGUAAAGAUAUAAUAACCAAUUUCAAUGGAAAGAAUACAGGAAAUAACCAGAAUGAGAAAACGUCCACACCAUUAAACUCAAGGUUUGCAUCAGAAUAUGACUCCAUUAUGUGCCUAGGCAACGGAGCCUUUGGUGUUGUUUUCAAGGCAAAACAAAAACUGCUGCAGAAGUAUUUUGCCAUAAAGAUCGUCCGCUGCAAAGAAAAAGCUCUACGAGAGGUGGGCGCGUUAUCAGAUCUCCAUCACUCUAACAUUGUUCGAUACUACACGUGUUGGUUGGAGGAUUCAGAAUACCAAUCAAACAAAGCAGCUGACAGUAGCAGCUCUUCACAGUCAACCGGUGAUUCACAGGUGAAGUACCUCUAUAUUCAGAUGGAGCUGUGUGAUACCAAAACACUCAGAGUUUGGAUAGACGAGAAGAAUAUUCAGAACGUGAAGAAAUCUCUGCGAGACUCCAAGAGAAGAGAAGAAAGUCUAACUAUUGUUAAGCAAAUAGUCAGUGGAGUCGAGUACAUUCACUCCAUGAAGCUCAUCCACAGAGACCUGAAGCCUGCCAACAUCAUGUUCGGGCAAGAUAGGGAAGUGAAGAUUGGAGACUUUGGUCUGGUCACUGCUGAGAACAAUGACGAUGAGAACCUCAUCGAGAGAACAUACUACAAAGGAACCCCAUCUUACAUGGCUCCUGAACAGAAAAGCGGGAAAAUAUAUGACCGGAAAGUGGACAUAUUUGCUUUGGGGUUGAUAUAUUUUGAACUCCUUUGGAACCUCUCUACUGGCCAAGAAAAGAAAGCAAUUUGGGAAGAUGUCAGAAACAGGAAACCUCCUCAAGGAUUCUCAUACAAUUUUUGUCACGAGAACCAAAUUAUAAAGUCGAUGCUGUGUGAGAACCCAGAGGACCGACCUGAAGCAAGUAAACUAAAGAUGGAUUUGGAAGAGUACACUCGCACACUUUUAAUGCAUAAAGAUAUGUGUCGCGACAGUAAGACUGUCUGAUUAUUACCAAGACUGCACAAUGAAUCUAACUAUUAUCGUAAACGCAGUAUGACCAAGUGCAGUGUGUGACAAACAGCAUGAUAAUGAAGUACUGUGGUGCUGCAGAGAUGCCCUGGCCAACAAAUCUUGUUCUCCAGAUCUAGAAAAACUUGUUUGUCUGGCACACACACCCCAAACAGAUGUCACCUGAUGAUCUUAAUAGUUUCUUUCAAUUUAUGUGCAGUUGCAAUAUCUAUCAAAGUAACCGGCAAAAGGAUCAGUUAUCACUAGCUCUGCCGAUUAUUACAUGCUCAAGGAGAGCAACAUGAACAGAAAAGAAAUUUGUUUAACCAGAUUUUAGAUUUAUUAAGCAAAUAGGAAGAAAAUAAAGAAGAAACGUUUUAGAGUUUGCUGCCUAGAGACACUGGCUAACACCCACUCAAAUACUGCAGAAGGUAUAAUGAAUAUUUUUGAAUUAACAGGCUGUUUAGUUUGGCGUCCUUGUGGGGCGUCCUUCUUACGGGGGAAGGUGUUAUGACCAAAGUAGUUUUUUGUUUACUUGGCUCUUUGUUUGUAGUUUCAUGAAGCUCCCAAUCAACUAACUCCUGCUAUCCAAUCAGUUGUACCUGAUCCACCCUCACUCUCUUUCUGUCAGCCGGAGUCCUUGCACGCCACUUUGUUUGUUCUUCAUUUCCCUUUUUAUUUACUCAAUAAAUCUAAAUCUGAUUUUCUUUUUUCAUGUUGCUUCGUAAAACAGCGAUUAUGUGAGCAGACGGUGAUCAUUUUGCAGCACGUGACUAUUUAUCCAGCAUUAUAUUCCAUAAUAUUCGUAUCUUGAAAUGUUCGAUUGCGAACAGGAUUGUCACGUUUAAUAACUGAUGAGCUGAUGUGACAAAAUGUAUAAUUAUGCACAAUUUAAUUUAAAAGGAACAUAACCUUGUGCAUUUAUGCAACAUUAUUCACUUUUAACAAAUGAUCUUGUCCUGUGUAAUUUAGUUGUCAACUGGUACUGAAAUAAUGUAUUCUAAACUGAAAAUGGUUAAAUGUGUUUAAAGAGAUGUCACUUUACACCCGGUGUCUUGUGAUGAAUAAGCUGAAUGGAAAAAUAAAAACAUUUGUAACUAGGGUGUAAUAGUCAUUCAUCUUCUGUAAAGUUUGUAUAUGUGCUGUUGUGUUUUGUACAAUUUGUGAAUUUUAGUGGGUGCUGGAAGAUGUGGAGCUUUGUUUUUACAUUAAAAUGAGUCGGCACAGGAAAAA
Dicentrarchus labrax (European seabass) is the source of this 3503-nucleotide messenger RNA. It is a transcript of the gene eif2ak2, whose product is annotated as eukaryotic translation initiation factor 2-alpha kinase 2. Gene Ontology annotation, biological process: protein phosphorylation. The record is from RefSeq and is a predicted model, not a curated record. Lineage: Eukaryota; Metazoa; Chordata; Actinopteri; Moronidae. Bases 180 to 2267 code for a protein of 695 amino acids. Gene Ontology annotation, molecular function: double-stranded RNA binding; protein kinase activity; ATP binding. The transcript has 19 exons.